AUUGACCCAACCAGGUCAAUUCAUCAAUUGCAUCAAAAUUCAAACAAAUCCCUAAUCGUCGAUAACUUCUUGUCACUCUCAUCACUUACAUAUUCUUCCUCUCUCUGCAACAACUCACACACAAAUCUCUCUCUACACACAUCUCGCCGAGUAUUAUUAAUCUCAUCUGUUAACCGACGUCGUUUUUAUCGCUGAGUUAGUGUACAAUUAGUAACGGAGCUGAAACCCUAGGGCUAUGAAGCAGCGAGGCGAUUGAUCAGCGCACAGGUUUUGAUUGUGUAUCUAUAUGGAGGGAGGUAGCGUCUCUACACUUACUUGUUAUGGCAUUCACCGAUGGAUUAUGACAAUGAUGCCUUUCAAGACCAUUAUCAUAGGUUAAGUGGUGAAAAGAGCUCCACUCCGCAUCCAGUUUUGCGUCCUUAUGAUCUUCCGAAAUUUGAUUUUGAUGAUAACCUCCAAACUCAUCUAGGAUUUGAUAGUUUGGUUGAGAACGAAGUUUUCCUUGGAAUUUCAACUCAGGAAGAAAAUCAGUGGAUUGAGGAUAUUUCUCGGGUUAGUAGUGGAAUUGAAUUUACUUCUAGUGCAACAGAAUCCUGUUCCAUUUCAAGGCGUAAUGUUUGGUUUGAGGCAACAUCUUCUGAAUCCGUUGAAAUGUUAUUAAAAGCAGUCGGACAGGAAGAAGGUGUCCUUGAAGAAGCUGUUAUAGAGGAAUCAUAUGCUGUCAAUGAACUGGGUAAGUUAACAAAGGAAAUGGAGCCUAUAUUAAAUCAAAAUGAUAAAGUGGAGGAGAAUGUCCUCCUACAACCUGCAUUACCACUAGACAUUGUUACGGAUGGGCAGGUAGAUAGUGCUGUGGCUGAUCAUUCUAGUGUUGUAAGUACUUCAGAAGCUCAAAGAGAUGAUCCUGUUGGUGUGGUUGUAAAUGAGGAGAACAUUGAACCUGAUAGUAAAUGUGAUGAUGCUGAUAAUAUGGAAGUUGAAAAUUCAAUCAAUCAAUCACCAGCUGACAAUCCCAAGGAAUCUCCUUCUGUCUCGAGGUUACAUUUAGAGAUGGUAAACAUAGAGAAUGCGAGCUCUGUUUCACAAACUGUUAUUCUGAAGUCUGGAGAAAUGAACAAUCAAGAGAAAAGUGAUCAAGCUACUGUUGUUUUUACUGAAUCUGUAGAUGCCAUGCUUGUAGACAACUCGGAAGGAGUGGUGGAGCAUAAAGUUCAGAGCAAAGAGUCCGCUGUGGUUGAUGAAACAGUAAGUGGAAACACAGGAGAAACUUCUGCCGACAGGGUAAAAUAUCCUCACUGUGUUGAUACAAGGGUGGAGCCUCUGAUAGAGAAGAAAGAGGAGUUUUACAUCACCACUUCAGAGGAGCCUUCAGAAUCACCUAGCAAGGUGGACAGUCACAUUUAUGUGUGUAAAGAAUCUAGUAAUGAUAUUGCCUCCAUAGAUAUUUCUAAGCAUUUAAAAGCUGUGGUUUGUUCUGAAAAUCCUGAACCUCUGCGUGAGUACUGUCCUUCAGUCUCUCAAGGUGAUAGGAGUUCCAAUGAUAAGGUGGUUGAGGCUAAAGAUGCGGAACCUGUUCUUUCUGCUACUCCAGAGCUUGAGACAGGUUCUGUUGAACAUAGUAAGUGUCUUGGCAAUCAAGUGGCUUGCUCGGAGAGCCAGAACAUUGACAUCUGCAAUAAUAAGGUUGAAACUUUAUCUCGUCCAGAGAUGGAGAUGGAUUCCAAGGUGAAGGAUAAGUUUAUUGAAAAUAACCAUCAAAGCGAUACAAAUGUUUUAUCAGUGGCGUCUGUAGGUCAUGAGGCUGGUAAACAGGAUGUUAGAAGUGGUGAAGCUCCUAUUGGAGGUCUUUCUAGUUUGACGAGUACAUGCUCUUCAUCUUCAUUGCUUAUGGAACAGCCUUCGAAUAAAAGUUAUAUAGGUGAAGGUUGUAAAUCACCUCUUGCACCUGGCGAAUCAGUAAAGCUGAAAGAUAAAGAAAUUAACUCUGCGGAGGUUGUUGAAUCCAAAGUUGUUGGUUUAUUGCAUUCUGAUGAAUGUAGCGAAGUAAAUGUUAUUAAACCUCCCGUGUUAGAAUUUAUUGGCACCAAAGAACAAGCUGAAGAAGUUAAUUUCAUUGAGCAGGCUUCAUCUGAAGUUGGGGUAAAUUCUGUGGACGAUGAUAGAACCUCUGCGGCAGAUACUGAAGCCCGUGGAGACAAAGACUUUUCGUGUCUGAACAAAUCUUUAGAAUCGGCGACUGGACUAAAGCCAGUGAAUGAAUAUAGUAAAGCUAGCCAGAGUGACCAAGAAGCAACUGAAGCUGGUAAAGAAUGCUCUGAGAAGCUGGAACUGUGUUCUGUUUCAGUCGCUUCGACUACGAAACCUACUGAUGCCACUGCAGCAGCAGAAAGCGAUAACAAUAAUGAUAUACCAAAGGAGAUAAAUGCUAAAGUGGCAUUGGUAGAAUCCCCAGAAGCUGUGCUGGUUUCUGUAGCGGAACCCUGUUUGUAUCAGAGAAGAAAUGAUCAUGAAGUUAUUGUGGCAUCUGAGACUCAGAUUACUGAACCGAUUGCACCUAGCACCAAAGAUGGCCUUCAAGCUUCUGUUGCUCUUGCCUGUCCUACCACACAUGCUUGUGACAGUAUAGAUAUCAAAGAGACAACAAAUGACAGUUCUCAGCAUAUUGAGUCUGCCAAUGCUGAUGGAACAACUAUGUCUGUUCCCUUGCAUCUAGAAAUUGAAGCCACCAGAGAACCGAGUAGCUUUACCUUCGAUGUCUGUCCAUCCAGUGCUCCAUAUGAAGGGAAAGAAAGUGGGUCUUUCCUAUCAUUUCCCAGCAUCCAGGAUUUGAAGGAAUCUCCUGUGACACCUAAGAGCACCCAGAUGGUGCCGGAGGUUUCUCAUAAGACUCCUCAGGCACCUCUGGUCACAGAAGGGAAGGCACAUGCAGGUGUUAAAGUAACUCCUGAGCGUAAAACUAGGCGAGCUUCUAGCAAGGCAACGGUAAGAAGUGCCAAGAAAGGAAACAGUGUGAAGGAAGUUACAUCUGGAAGUCAAUUAGAUAAAGUGGAUAAAUCGCCAGUGUCCAUUCAUACUCCCAGGACAGGGCAGUCUGUACAGUUUAAAGACUUAAAGCCCUGUAGUGAUGUUGCAAGAAGUGGAACAAAACCAUUGGCCUUUCUUCCUAUACCCACAUCCAAUCUUCUGGAUUUAAAUACAUCGGUUCCUUCAGCUGCAUAUUUCCAGCAGCCUUUUACAGAUCUUCAGCAAGUGCAAUUACGAGCACAGAUAUUUGUUUAUGGGUCUCUAAUACAAGAGUCUGCACCUGAUGAAGCAUGCAUGAUCUCCGCUUUUGGUCAAUCUGAAGAUGGUGGGAAUGUUUGGGGACCGACGUGGCGCGCCUGUGUUGAAAGGGUUAUAUCUCAUAAAUCUCAUGCCAGCAAUAUGGAAACCCCUAUACAGUCAGGUUUGAAGGCUUCUGGUCAACUGGAUAAACACAGUACUCUUCGAAAUAAAGUUCUCCCUUCACCUUCUGGUCGAGCUAGCAGCAAGAGUAUGCCAGCACCAUCUGCCACUCCUAUUAUACCUUUAUCCUCGCCCUUAUGGAAUGUGUCUACCCCUUAUGAUGGUUUGCAGUCUAGUGGCAUGCCAAGAGGGGGGCCUGUCGAUUAUCAUUAUCCACUUACUCCAUUGGAGUCCUAUCAGGUUCCUGGUACAAGGAAUUUCGUUGGAAAUACUCCCUUGUGGCCCUCUCAGAGCCCUGUAUCAAGUACAUGGAUCAAUUCUCCACAAACAUCUACCUCUGAUGCAAAUGCCUGCAUCUCUUUACUUCCCAGUACAGAACCUGUGAAGCAAACCCCUUCCAAAGAUUUAUCUGUGCCAAGUUUUCCUGGCAUGAACAUUGCAUUACUUCAGCCUGUUCCCCAGGAUAGCAGCGGUACUGCUGUUUUGCCUCGUACUUCCUUGCCUGAUAUGAGUAAAGUGGCAGCCAUUCCUCGGACUGCUGAUUCGAUGCCUAAAAAGAGUAAGAAAGUUCUUACUUCUGAAGGCUCUGGCCAUAUCCCACCGCUUGUUUUCAACCAGGGAGUGUCAGUCUGGCCUCCUGGUGUUAAUAGUCAGUUCUCUCCUGCUCCUGAGAUUGUUAGCCAGAAGUUGUUGCUUCCUCAAUGUCGUACAGAAUCAGUUCAAACUGCUGCUGUUAGUAGCCUCUUCUCUACAUCAGUUGCUGUUACUGCUGAUCGUUCCAAACCUGCAAGCAGUCCUAGCAAUUUUCCUGCAGCUGUGUCUUCCGUAUAUAGGGGCGAUCAACCUAAUAGAAUGGAUCAGAAUCUGGAGAAAAGUAUUAUCCCAAAAGAGGCAUCAAGUACAGUUGAGGAGGCUAAGCGAUACGCAGAGACUGCUGCAGCACAUGCUGCCAAUGCUGUUAGUCACUAUCAUGAUAUUUGGAGCCAGUUGGCCAAACAGAAGGAUCCGGGUGUGAUAGAUGAUGUUGAAGCUAAGCUUGCUUCUUCAGCUGUGGCAAUAACAGCGGCUACUUCUGUUGCCAGGGCAGCAGCUGCGGCAGCUAUGAUUGCAUCAAAUGUUGCUGUCCAAGCGAAACUAAUGGCCGAUGAGGUAGCUCUCUCAAGUGCAGUGGUGGAUACAACUGGCAACACUAGUUUAAGUGAUGCAACUUCUUCAGCCGUUUUAAAGAGAGGGGAUGGAAGUGUGGGUCCAAGCUCAAUUAUUGCAGUUGCAAGGGAAGCAGCUAAGAGGAGGGUUGAAGUUGCUUCAGCUGCCUCAAAACAUGCUGAAAAUCUAGACGCCAUUGUGAAAGCAGCUGAGCUGGCAGCAGAAGCAGUAUCUCAAGCCGGAAAGAUACUUUCUGUUGGCGGUCCUUUGCCUUUAAGUGAGUUGAAAAAAUUAGCUCCAGUGGGUUCUGAAAGGAGUGCAGAUGUACACAUUGUUGACUGCGAUCAACCAAAAGCUUUUAGUAUUGAGCUUUUUAAUUUUUCAACUGAAGAACCCAAAGGUGGACCAUCUAGUGCGGAGUCCAAGAAAACUGGUAAAGUGCCUAGCCAGAAAAAGGAACUGCCCAAGGCUCAAAGAGGUUGCAGGGCCUCUGAGUUGGCCAAAACAACGGGUGUCGUCCCUGAAGCAGAGGCUGUACUAAGAUCUAAUUUAGCUACUUCUGAUGAUGCGUGCGCUAAUGCAGUUGGACCAUCAAUUGAAAAUGGGAUGAAGGAGGGCUGCCUCGUUGAGGUAUUCAAAGACGGUGGCGUAUUUAAAUCAGCAUGGUAUUCGGCCACUAUAUUGGAGUUGAAGGAUGGAAAAGCUUUGUUGUGUUACACUGAUCUUCAAGCAGAAGAUGGGACUGGGCAGUUGAAAGAAUGGGUGCCCCUUCAAGGUGAUUAUACUAGCAUGCCAACAGUUCGUAUUGCCCAUCCUACAACCGCUAUAAAAUCUGAUGGAACCAGUAGGAAACGAAAAGCAUCAGUGAUGGAUUGUUCCUGGUUAGUUGGAGACAGAGUGGACGUGUGGAUGCAUGACUGCUGGCGUGAGGGAGUUGUAAAGGAGAAAAGCCAAAAUGAUGAGACUACAUUAACAAUUGAUAUUCCAGCGCUUGGGGACACGUCCAUUGCAAGGGCUUGGCAUCUCCGGCGGACCCUCACUUGGCUGGACGGGAAGUGGACUGAGUGGUCCAGUCCAAGGCAGCACUCCCCAUCCCAGGAAAAUUUGCCGCAGGAAAAAAGAGUGAGGCUGGGUAGUCCAAUAGAGGCCAAAGGGAAGGAAAAAAUUUCAAAAGGUGUUGAUUUUGUUGAAUCAAGGAUACAUGAAGAGUCAAGACUACUGCCUAUAUCCGAAAACGAGAAAGAAUUUGAUAUUGGUAAGAAUACAGUGCAUGAGAAUAGACAAGGGUCACGAAGGACACUGAGAACUGGUUUGCAGAAAGAAGGUCCAAGGGUGGUUUUUGGUGUUCCUAAACCAGGAAAGAAACGAAAAUUUAUGGACGUAAGCAAACAUUUUGAUUCUGAUCAGAGCAGGAAGAAUAUGACGACAGAUGAUUCGGUUAAAUUGGCAAGAUAUAUGGCACCUCAAGUGAGGGGAUCCCGUGGAUGGAAAAAUUCUGCCAAAAUUGACCUGAAAGAAAAGCAAGUUGCUGGAGACAAAGCAAAAGUUCUUAAAUCUGGGAAACCACCAAUUGCCUCUGGUAGAACUCAGCGUCGAAAAGAUAAUUACUUGGCCUCCACUAAAUCUUCACGCGCUGCUAUGGUAACAGAUAAAACAUCAGAUGAAGCUAUAAGCAGUGAAGAGAACGAUACUAGUCAUGACAACCUAAUGGAAUUUGGAUCUGUUUCCGAUUCUCAGGAUACAUCAGAAGGUCAAACUUUAGUUGCUCCUAAAAAAGGAUCCUCAUCUAAUGCUAGAAUUGAAAGGCACAAUAAAGGAAAUAGUGUAUCUUCUGGUGGAAGAAUGGGUAAAAAAAAUGAACUGCAGGAAAAAUUAGUUUCUGAGUUCGGUGAACCACGUAGAUCGAAUCGUACAAUACAACCAACUUCAAGGCUACUCGAGGGAUUGCAAAGCUCGCUGUCCAUUACAAAGAUACCUUUUUCAUCCAGCAAAAGUCACAGAAGCCAAAGCAGGAGUAAAUUUUGAUUGGAUUUACUAAGAAGAGGAGAUUUCCGGUAGAACGAUGAUCUGCUCCAGCAACUGAUAACUGGUUGACCUGUGUGUGAUAUUUAUAUUUGUAGCUGAGAGUAAAAGUAGGAGAUAUAUGCUUUGCUGUGCUUAAGAUGUAGAAAAUGUUCAAUGUGCUUCCUGGUGAUCAAGCUGUAGAAAGUAGGCUAGGUUGUAGAUGUUUAUAUAUGUUUAGUUACUGAGCAUUUUAUGUUGUGAUAUUUGGGAUUAUGCCCUUGUACGAUAGGUUGCAUAUGGUUGUUAGUUAUCACCAUGUGAAGUUAAAUAUGCAUAUAUUUCUAAUUUGUUCUUUUUGCA
Messenger RNA from Daucus carota subsp. sativus, 6954 nucleotides. RefSeq lists its product as uncharacterized. Lineage: Eukaryota; Viridiplantae; Streptophyta; Magnoliopsida; Apiales; Apiaceae. The transcript has 18 exons. The record is from RefSeq and is a predicted model, not a curated record. Bases 334 to 6615 code for a protein of 2093 amino acids.